Prosopis cineraria is the source of this 2903-nucleotide messenger RNA. Its product is annotated as probably inactive receptor-like protein kinase At2g46850. NCBI's taxonomy places the organism in Eukaryota, Viridiplantae, Streptophyta, Magnoliopsida, Fabales, Fabaceae. The transcript is spliced from 3 exons. Gene Ontology annotation, molecular function: polysaccharide binding; ATP binding; protein serine/threonine kinase activity. Gene Ontology annotation, cellular component: plasma membrane. Gene Ontology annotation, biological process: protein phosphorylation; cell surface receptor signaling pathway. The record is from RefSeq and is a predicted model, not a curated record. Bases 659 to 2611 code for a protein of 650 amino acids.
UGACAUUCCGUAAUUCUCAAACUAAAUAUUUCUUGAUUGAAUUGUUUACAUUCCUCGAAAUAUAGAAACCCAUGCAAGUUUAUUAUUUCUAUAAUAGUAUCUCUUACUACGUAAUUCACCCCCACGCUGUGGAUUUCAACUUUUGAUUGAAAUACUCACAACAAUAUCGUCCCACGCUCACGCUCUUCCAUAUUUAUUUCUUUUUGAUACGAACUGUAGCCCAUUCCUCAGACCAAUCGUCUCCUCCAUCUCAACUUCUAUGUCUUCCUCAUUACCCAGUACGUCCCUCAUCCUGCCACCUGUCCUUUUUGGGUUUUCGUCUUCCUCAAUUUCAAUGCCCUUCCCUUUCUCCCGUUCAAUAUCUCUGAACUUCAAUUUAAUAUCUAUUUUUGUUACUAUUUGUCAAUACUACUUUUUCAAAUAUCCUGUGAGUUUCUUUCACUGACAGUGUUUUGAUGAUCAGAGACAUGCUAUUCCCAUCUGGGUAUCUGUCAUCUGUGAGUUUGAUAAAUGCGCCAUUAUCCAGGUCUCAUUUUUUUAAGACCGCGUUAGGUAUUUGAGCAAUAAAAGGGAGGCUCAUGAAAGCAUGGCUUAAUUUGUUGAAGUGAACAACUUCUUCACUCACUUCACCAGUUGUUCAUCUUCAAAACCUCUUUCAAUGUUAGCUCCUGUUCUUUUAGGAGUACUUCUUGCGUGCUUGCCUUUUUCUUGUGAUUCCUUUCAGAACCAAGAAAAGGUGCUCCAAUCAUCAUCUACUAAUUUGCCUUCCAAUUCCUGCAACGAAACAUGUGGGAAACACCGUGUUCCUUUUCCAUUCUACGUGAACUCGUCUUGUGUGUCAAUUUCUCAUGCUUUCAAUCUCUCUUGCGCAAAUUCCUCUUCCCUAUUGCUCAGAAUCGGCUCAGAGAACUACCCAGUGAUUGAAUUCUUCCCUGAUGGUGUACUGGUGGACUUCCCAGGCACAUUAUCGUGUCGUCAGUAUAAUGACCUGAACUCGUUUGGCAAAAGUUUUGUGAGGAAUGAGCACUUUGGGGUCUCAGUGGAUAAUGUCAUUGGUCUCUAUGACUGUGAGGAUUCUUCUCUCUGUAAAGCAGAUUGUGAAACAGUUGAUUUGCCAGGUUGUGAUGGGAACGGUGAUGGUGGAGGUGGGUCACUUGGGUGUUGCUAUCCACUUUCAGACCGUAGCAUAUGGCAUGUAGGGGAAGGAUUUUCAGUGUUUUCUAAGUAUGGAUGCAGGGGAUUUUCUAGUUGGGCCGUUCUGAGAGGGUCAAAUUCAGGAAAGCGUGGGGUCAAAUUGGAAUGGGCUAUUCCUAAGAACACAUCCAAGGAAGUUUGCUCAAGCAAUGCUGAAUUGGUGAAUGCUACAUCAGUUGAAGGUGGAGCAAGGUGUGUGUGUCAAGAUGGGUAUGUUGGUGAUGGAUUUGCAAAUGGAACUGGAUGCUUGCAGGCCUGUGUCAAGAAUGGACAGGAAGCAUAUGGCAGCGACUGCUGUAUCAGAAGAAAAGAUCAAAGAAAAUUUGUCAUCAUCGCUGGAAUCCUUGGUCCAGUCCUUAUUGUUGCCUCCUUGUCAGCACUAUUUUACGUACUUAAAAGACCACAAAAACCAGGCACGUUUGACACAGAUCAGGCUUACUAUCGCAACACCUCCUUUCAAAAGUCAUGUAGAACUCAGUUGUUCAGCCUCCAUGAGCUAGAGGAAGCGACCGAAGGUUUCUCUGAGGAUCAAAAACUCAUGCACAGCAGCAACAAUGGCACAAUUUUCUCUGGAGUUCUUGGGGAUGGAUCACAUGCAGCUGUCCACAAGUUGCAAUAUGAUACUGAGAAAGACCUUAUUCAAGUCUUAGCGCAAAUUGAGGUUCUUUCUGCUAUUGUUCAUAAGAAUUUGGCCCGCCUUCUCGGAUGCUGUAUAGACUCUGGCUAUCCUUCUUUGGUUGUGUAUGAGUAUCCUGCAAACGGUACCUUGAAGGACCAUUUACAUCAAAGAAUGGGCCAUAUGUGUUUGGACUGGAACAAGAGAUUGACUAUUGCUGCAGAAACUGCUUGUGUUCUUGCAUUCUUACAGUAUGAUAACUCUCCUCCCAUAUUCCACCACAACCUUAAACCUGGCUGCAUCUUCCUAGAUGAUGAUUUUUCUGUCAAGAUUGCAGGAUUCAGGCUAGUCAAUGCCAAAUUCAACUAUCGCUAUGAUAACAACAAAGAAGGCUUGCACUUCUGCAAGAAUGAUGUUUAUGACAUGGGCGUGUUGCUCCUUGAGAUCAUUUCAGGCUCAAAUAAUCACUUGAACUCACCAACUCAAGCGCUUCAAAAGAUUAGGUCAGGGAAGCUCGAAGAAAUCAUCGAUCCGCUCCUUUACUACCACGAACAACCUCGUUGCUGCCAAGAACAGAUACAGAUAAUAGCAGACCUUGCAACAAGAUGUUUGUUGUUUGGUGCUGAUGGAAAAAUGGGGAUGAUUGAUGUUGCGAGGGAAUUGACACACAUAACAAAAGAGGGUGUCGGUGUUGGCGUGGAUGGAGGAAUCACCAGAGGACCUGCUUUGGAAGAGACAUUCUCAAAUUCUAGCCUUCUUCAGAUGAUAUCAAUGUCUCCUGAUUCUAUGCAUGUACCUUGAACUUCUUCUGAUGAUAUCAAUGGUCGGUUUCAGUUUUGUGGGCAGUGCCAGAAACAGAAAAGAAAAAGCACUCACCAUUGUAUGUUUUAGUAUGGAUGAGAGAUUCCCAGCCAUUGUAAAUUGGGGAAUGGAUUGAAUAAGCUGGUUCUAGCAUGCAUGUACUUCACUUAGCUCUCUGAGCAAAGUGUAUAUAUGGUUUAUAUCUCUUUAUAAUUAGCAUCAGAUCAGAUAUCAUUUUAUGCAUGUAAGAGAAUCAAUUUCUACAUGAAUCAUUAGUAGCCUUUUAUCGGAA